Messenger RNA from Mya arenaria, 5762 nucleotides. RefSeq lists its product as uncharacterized. Gene Ontology annotation, molecular function: growth factor activity. The record is from RefSeq and is a predicted model, not a curated record. NCBI's taxonomy places the organism in Eukaryota, Metazoa, Mollusca, Bivalvia, Myida, Myidae. The transcript has 3 exons. Bases 721 to 2091 code for a protein of 456 amino acids.
CUAGCACUAGCAUUUCUGGCUCGUCACUGCGUGUUUAUUAAGUAUUUGGAUUCGAGUAGCAGGUAUUACGUGAUUUGACGUGGAAUUACUGGACAACAACUGCUCUUGUGGAUAUUACGCUGCUCAUUAUGAGGAGGGUGAUGACCAGUGACGGCCGCUCAUAUUGGAGGCGCACGCAAAUUUUGAGACUCGCUACAUAUACAAGCGUCUGACAGUGCGCGGCUGCAUCAGUAUCCACAGAGCGCUUGAAGAGAGAAUAUCUUUUCUCACUCAUAGGAAAAGUUUUAAGAAACGAGCUAAACCAACUCAAAGCUGACAUUUUGAAGACUAAAUGCGCUGAAUUAAAACGACAUAAAUCAAGACGAAUACACAUAAAACUAUUCAUUAACAUUUUUUGUGGACGUUAAAUUGAUGCAAAAACGUAAAACAAAGAAUUUAACUGAUUCUGAUAAUAAAAAUAAACUCGUCAAAUUUAUCGAGUUUAUUUAACAUCAAUAAAAUACAAGCUUGAAUUAGGAGCUGAAAAUUCCUUCCGUUGUUAAAAGACGUUAUCGACAAGACAUUUAGUAUAGUACGUUGUCAUUGUGGGACAAUCAUACGGACUAAUUAAUUGAGAAUAAAUUUAAACUGCCGGUAACCAUCUGUCUACACUGUAUUUGAUAUCAUAUAGUAUGGCAUUAAGUUGUACACUACGUUAAGUAUCAGCCUAACAGUGAGUGAAUGAGACGAGAAAACGGUUCUAACAAGUACAGGGUUGUCAUCAUGAAUACACGGAGAGGGGUGAUUGUAAUACUAUAUUCUGCCUGGAUUAUUUGCCUUUCUUUGGGCCAGGAAGUCGGUAACAUUGAACGGCAGGUACAGAUAGCGCGACAGACUGAGAUUAUUAAAAACAAAAUUCUUGCUGAGUUGGAACGAAACGAAGCUAAGCUUCCGAGGGACGAUUCAAACAUAUUCGGAGAUUACAACAGUUUUCCGGAAAUAAAGACUAACUUGAACAUGUUGCCACCGCCGACCAAAGAAGAGCGACUUCCGGUGGCGUCUCCCAUUGUCCCACCUGUCAAUGAGGUGCGUGCAAAUCCUCCACCAAAAAAGGUCGAGCCACUCAUCAUUCUAGGAGAGGAAACAUCAUCAUCGAAGCGGAGCAAAUGUUUGGACUUCAAGUUUAGAAAAGCCCAGAGUCUCACUCCCCAUAAACUACCAUUGUACGUGUAUAUACGGAAAACACGGGGUAAGAAAAAGCGAAAACGCAAUGAGAGUGACGUCACUUCCGUUAAAGACGCACGCCGUCUGCGAAGGAGUACAGAAGUACAGAGUACUGAAGAUAAACAUAAGCGGAGAAAAAAUAGAAGGAAGAGAAAAAAUAGGUUCAGGCGAAUCAAGAUCUUUAUCACUGAUGGGAAGACUUUAGUGACAUUGGUGAAAACAAAGAGGAAAAUUCCAAAAUCAGAUUGGUACAGUUUUGAUCUACCAAUCUCUCAUUUCCCAGAUGUGUUUGGUGCAAAUGACACAUAUACAUUAUGCUUUAAGUGUAAAAAGUGUAAUAAGAAAAUUAAAUUGGAACUUUUUGGAAAACAAAAGAAAAGAACACUAGGGAAAACAUAUAUACCAUUUAUUCAUGUAGAUUUUAAGCCACCACUACCUCAAUCUACAUACAGACAAAAACGUUCGAUUGACAUUCGAACAAAAGUGGAGAGAGUUGGUGUUGAUAAUUUAAUGACCUCACAAGACGGGCAUUCAUCAUUUAAACCUUGCUGUACACCAACGGUGGUGUCUCAAAACUUAUCUUCAUCGUUUUCCAGUAUACUUUAUCCAGCUGUUGUAAACAUUACAGUGUGUGUAUCAUCCAAGUCGGCACCGAUUCUAUCUCAUGACGUCACUGGACAAAAAUCCGAAUAUGAGGUCACAAAACAGACAUCUAUCUCGAAUGACAUCACGAGUGGAAUUUCGAAAGAAUAUUACAGAGUUGUUUGUGAACCGAACGGCUAUUCCGACUUUAGUUUUGUUCUCAUGGACAAGUAUUUAAAUGUCAAGCACGCCACCAUUAAAAACUUGUUACCAAGUCAGUGCACGUGUCGACUAGUGUGGUCGUGAUUGAAAAGUUAUUAAAAUACAUUUAUUUUUACUAGUCCGUAUAUUUUAGUGAUGCGUUUAGCUGUGCGUCUUUAUUCCAAAUAUUUAAGCGAAAUGCUGUGCAUUGAUAUUGGUCAUACAUUGCUUCAUCAAUUCGUUUCGUAUAUUUAAAUUAACGCCACAUUUUAACACUUAUUUGUUUGAUAUUUGCAUACAUAUUGGUUAGAAUUCAUACAGGAAAAUUCUUUAUUGGAUGGAAUUUCUUUUUCCGUUCUAACCGACUUAGAUAUUGAAGAGUAUUUAAUUUUCAUUGGCAGAGUCAAUGGAACACGCUAUUUAAGCUCCGUUUUUAUUUGACAGUCAACAUUUUUUAUUGAAAUAAAGCCAUCUGAUUGGAAAGUAGUUUUUAAAAGCCAUUUAACGAGCUCCAUGCAACGUUACUAACUGACAAAGAAAAACACACGCGCGUCAAAAUGUUUAUAAUAAUAAAUAUAGGGGUCACCGCCUCGGGACGGUCUCGACCAACACAUAUCUUAGUCUGGAAAACAACAACAUGUUUUUGAAACUAUGAUCAUUUCUGUUUCCGAACUUCCCACAUGUGUAAAAUUUCUGAGGGUCGUGUUGUUUUCAUAUUCCAUAAAGUGUUUGUUAUGUAUCAUAGCGAUGUUGAACGGCACGGGUAAUAUAUACAAUUGAUCUGAAGGUUCUAUUUCGGUGCAUUUUUGAAAAUAUAAAGCAUUGUAAAGGUAUCCGACCCUUUAAUAUGUGAAUUUUGGAUGCGUUGUACCUAUAUACUUGUUUGGUAUCAUUUUAUGGUAAUUUUGAAGGGGUACAGAAAAAACCCGAAAAAACCCACCUGCAAAUAUGGAAAAUUAAUUUGGUUUAAUUGCAUUACAUUAUAAUUAUCAGCAAUUAUUUACCUUUCUCAUGAUACUGAACUUUUAUGGGGCACCAGACAUCAAAAUUUAGCAUUUGGUAAAUGUAUUUGAUAUUUAUGGGUCGGAUAUCGUAAUAUAUGUAUGUAUGUUUUAUCAGCUUUAUGACUCCGUUCGUGUGUGGGUAGACGUAUGGCAUCCAAUAACCACAUUGUUGCAAGUUUUAGAAUUGUAUGUGAAAUAUGUGAAUGUAUUUGUGAAUGUUUAAAUCAUUUUGUACAAGCACUAUGAUAAUCGGCAAAACUGGUAAUCGUUGGGCCACGCAAACAGGAGUAAAGCCCCUGUAUAACAUGUAUAAAUAUGUUACUAUUAUUAUUGCAAGGCAAUAAACAGUUACAGCUAUUACAGUUAAAUGUUAAUCAUUGCCGAUGCAUAUAACAUGUAAGAGGGUUCAAAAUCUAGUCAAACAAUGUUCUUUAAUCAUAAAAAAGAAAUAAUGUUUGACCUCUGUAAAACCUCUAAGUUAUAUUAAGAAGCAAAAAUCCUUGAUACAGGUUAAGCUAAUUGAUAUCCAGCUAAUUAGUAUGAAUUGCAUUAAUGUGACUUUUAAACACAAUCUGUAUAUCACACCUGAGUCUGUUGGAAGAGAGAUGGGGGCUUAGUAAAGCACAAAGUGAUGUGUUUAAGAAACACAUUUUCAAUAGAAUAGGAAGUAGACGCGCGUUUCAGUGAAAUUAGGGUAAUUUAAUUUCAGUGGCAUGCAUGUUUUGAAACACGUACAAUACAUCGGUAUGUGACCUAAUAAACAGGAUGGCGUGUUAUUAAUUUACGGAUAAUUUGAGAUAUGCAUGUUUUACAGUAUACUUACCGUGAGCGAGUUGAACAAUUAGGCCAAAAUUGCUUGAUUUUCAUCCAAAUAUUUUUUAAAUAUUCAGAUUUAGGAUGUUUGUAGUAACGAUUAAGAUCCUUUAAUGAAAUUAUUUGAUUGACCAAUCAUAGUAAGGCAAACCCACAAUAUAUGAAUAACACACUAAGCAAUGGUUAUUGCUGGUCUUAGUCGUUUCGUAAAACUGGCCCAAUGAGAUUUAUUUUACAAAUUGUCAAUGUAACUCAACUUUAAAGUCCACGAAUGAAGGGCGGAUCUCGACGCACACGUUUCAAGAUGAAUGACCGCAUUUGAACGUUCUCCGUGUGCACGAAUUGCACCUUAAUCGUGAUAACAGCAGUUUUAGUCUUGACAGCAAUGACAGGUGAAAAUAUCAACACCUCCUUUCAAUAGUCGAGUGGUAUUCUGUUUUCAAGAUGCACCAUCUUUCGCAACCCCGGUAAUUUGUUUCGCUAACAUUACUUGAGCACCGUGAGAAAAUCAUCCAAGAAACUCUUGUUUUCAUGAAUACUAAUGAGGUAGGGGAUAAAACUAUUCUUCCAAUGAAAUCGCCUGUUACAAUGUACUACUCUUCAACUUAGGGUAUUACCCAUGAAUGCACAUGACGUAAUAUAGGGGUUUGUUACUAAAUAUAGAAAAUAACAUUAUUGUUUAGAUUCCGAAGAGCAACCAUUCGGCACCAAUGAAACCGCGUCAUUAAUUAUUAAUGAUAACUAAAUGUUCAGGGUACUAAGCUGGGUGCGCAACCGCCUGCUAUCAAUGACGGCAAAAUAGUAGAUUCUUCGUAUAAGACAAGCUAUUUUUAUUGAGAUAUGAUAUAAGUUAGAAUAAAAAGUUAAUGCCGAUAUCAAUGCUUAAGAACAUAUUUAUUGGUAUCUGUAGCGCCCAUAUGUGUAUGUGUAUGAGGUUAUGUUAUUUAAAAUGAAAUGUUUAGCAUGAAGUGGUAAUCAAUCGUAUUACCUAAUAAUCUUUUGAGUAUACCAUGAUGAUGUUCAUCAAUUAUUAUUAUUAUUAAUAUUAUUAUUAUUAUUAUUAUUAUUAUUAUUAUUAUUAUUAUUAUUAUUAUUAUUAUUAUUAUUACAAUUAGUCUUUACACUAGUGAACUGAAACUGUAAUUGUUGCAACUAUCGAUGUUUCGAUCUCCGGGGCCCACAAAAAAGAUUAAGACAACAUUGAAAUUGUAUUGACUAGAUCCCAUUUCUGGAGAAGGAAUAUUUUUUUUAAUCCCUUGGAACAGGGAUGUUAUAGGCAUUCAAAAUCCUUCGAAAAAACUCCCGUCAAGACUCAAUCCUGGAUAGCGAUGAACCACCGGGUUUAUUAAAAUUCCGACUGUCAGGUUACCAUCCGUUUUCAAAAUUCCCUUAUUAACCUGCCCCCUCCCCGGACUGGUAAUCAGUUUUGAUAGGUGCACAUUUUAAAUAUGAAACAUAAACAUAUUGUAACAUUUUUUUUAUUUUAAAAUGAAAUACGUUUCAGAAAUGUUAUUUUUGCAAAUAUCUGAUUAAUCAAACUUAAAAGUGGUUUAAUUUAUAUUUUUUGACGAACGCCCUACAACAAUACAACAGAAGCAAAUAUUUUUGUUGAACGGUUUUCCGUACAUUUUAUUAUUUUGCCCUACUAAGUCGUUUAAUGUCGUGUACUAAUUCAUGUUUUGUGAAUCGAGUGGUAGGUUUGUUUAUGAUACUGCUGUAAUGGUUAUUAUUUUGAUAAAUGUUCAUUAACAACAAUAAUUUAUACCGGUGUUCCAUUUCAUUAUUGUUUAUAUAUAUGUUAGUGAUGUAUUAAACCGGUGAACUAGUAAGAUGCAUUUCAAACGUUUAUGAUUGUCCGUUGUACCGUAACAUUUUAUGCUUUUUUGUUUUUGUCGGUAUUGUUCCAUUGUUACUAUAAAUUAGGUCAUUAUUUAAUUCAUUAUAAUUUAUGUAGUACAU